This is a messenger RNA of Dovyalis caffra, 2760 nucleotides long. Lineage: Eukaryota; Viridiplantae; Streptophyta; Magnoliopsida; Malpighiales; Salicaceae. The record is from the annotation of a GenBank genome assembly.
AUGGCGGAGUCAACGAAAGUGAGGUUGGUGCGGUGCCCAAAAUGUGAAAACCUUCUUCCAGAGCUUGCUGAUUAUUCUGUUUAUCAGUGUGGAGGUUGUGGUGCUGUUCUUCGAGCCAAAAAUAAGAGUCGGGAUACAGAUAAUUUAUCAUUGGAGAAAUCAGAUGAAGAUAGGGUAGCUGGAGUUGUUACCAGCUCGCCAAAUUCUGUGGAAAAGGGAGUAGUUGAAUUGAGUGAUGCUUCUGAUACAGAUGUUAAGUUGAAUUCUAGUUCUUUGAGAUGCGAAGAUAAGAAUCCUACGAAGAGCGAUAUUGACCGUGAUGAUAUGUAUAGGAAUCCAGCUAAGUCUGCAAGUGGUAAAUGGGCUGUUGGAAAUGGUCUUGAAGAUGAUAGGAAUAGAGAUGAUUGGGGUGAUGCGGUGGCAAGAGAACCUGGUGAGAUGAAUUUGCAGAACAGAUAUACUAGUGGUCCUCGGAGAUCUGGACAGAUGCUGGGUAGGCAACAUGGGGAGAGAGGUGAAAUGGAGGGUUUUCGAAGAACCUUGAGAACUGAGGUUGAAGGCAUGAGAUUUUCAACUUCAAAAUACUCAGAUGAGGGCCCUUCACAUUACAAUUUUAACUCUUCUUAUAGUUAUGGUGAACAAUCAAGGAAUGGUGAUGACCAGAGUGGGGCUGGUAGAGUUCAGUACCUUGAAAAAGAUCGAGCAGAGCUUCUCAGGAAGCUGGAUGAGCUAAAAGAACAACUUGGCAGGUCCUGUGAUGUGGCUGAUAAAACCAACGAGAAGGUUCCUCUUAAUGGAAGAAUGGCUCCUCCAGAUUCUCAUGGUAGUUCUGAUACUUGGUUUGCAGGUAGUUCUUCAUUGUCUAAUAGGGCUUCAAUGCAGUUCUUUGCACCUGAAAGGCAUGCCACAGAGCCCUCUUAUUUAAAUCACCAUCCUGAGUCUUUUGCUUAUACUAAUGGGCAUGAGAUGGCUAUGAAUAGCUUUCAUCCUUCAGUGCCUAAGUCAAAUCUUAUUCCUGGAUAUGGGGAUUCUUUUGGGUCCCAAAUUCCAAGGAGAACUCCGCAUCAGUUACCUGGUCAAUACCAACAACCACCUCGCCAAUAUUUUUCCGGACAUUACUUUGAUACCAACCCUGAUUUAUUUGAGCCAUAUCCAUCCAAUGCAACCUUUCAUCAGCCUUCUUGUUCUUGUUUCCAUUGCUAUGAGAAGCAUCAUGGAGUUUCAGCACCAGUUCCUCCUGCUUCUUUUGGCAAUAAAAGGUUCCCUGAUAUGCCAAACAAUCCCAUGAUGUACCAACAUGCAAACUCCGGGCCAUUUGGCCCACAUAUGAAUCAUUCCAGGAUUACUGUUCCUUCUCAAUUGAAUUUUCGUAGUUCUCAAUCCCACUCAAGAUGGCCAAGUGAUCUCAACUCUGAAAUGGCUGGUUUUGUUCGCUCUCGCCCUCGAAGAGUGGUCUUAGCCAGUGGUAGCCGAUGUUAUCGUCCCAUAGCUGGUGGCGCUCCAUUUUUAACAUGUUUUAAUUGCUUUGAACUGCUGCAACUUCCCAAGAAAGCACUACUUAUGGCAAAGAAUCAACAAAAGAUGCAGUGCGGCAACUGUUCUAGCGUAAUCAAUUUUUCUGUUGUAAACAAGAAACUUGUACUUUCUGUUAACACAGAAGCAACAGAGACUCCUACAGAGGUUGAUGACAGCUCCAGUGAGAUGAUAAAAACCCGCACUUCAUAUUCCCAAGGCCACAUUAACCGUAUAAAUGCAAUUUUCUCUUCUGAUGAUUAUGAUAAUUCUGGCUAUGACUUCCAAACAGUAGAAACAGAUCCAAUAGGCCACCAUCUGAACUCAACCAAUCCUCAGGAGACACAAAGUUUCCGUUCUUCAUCUCCAAGUACAUCUGAGUAUGAAAAUAGCCCAGACAUUUUAAUUGCACCCCGAGAGGUCAUCAAUGGUGUUCAGCAACCAAUUAAAGCCUCGCUGUCUCCACCACCUCCUGGUACACCACUUCAGCAGCAUUUUGAUUAUUCUUCCAAUAAUCAUGCAGUGAACCGAUUUGGGAAGGGAAACCGAAGCAGUCGCUCAGAUCAUGAAAGGGUGAUAACAAACAAGGCUAACACACGACAAAAUUCUAUGAAAGAGGCUUCCCUGGCGACUGAGAUGGAGGUGUCAUUUCCUGAUUAUUCUAAUACUGCAGUUUCCCAAGACUCAGGUGAUGCAGGCAGAGAAGAUAGUCAGUCAAGAAACAACAAAGGGGGUGAUUCGUUUUUUGCGAACAUUAUCAAGAAGAGCUUUAAGGACUUUUCCAGAUCUCACCAAACAGACGAGCAUAGUAGAAAUAAUGUCUUUGUUAAUGGGCAUCUCAUACCAGACCGUUUGGUGAAGAAAGCUGAAAAACUGGCUGGACCAAUCCAUACAGGACAGUAUUGGUAUGAUUCCCGAGCUGGAUUUUGGGGUGUUAUAGACGGGCCGUGUCUUGGCAUAAUUCCUCCAUUUAUUGAAGAAUUAAAUUAUCCCAUGCAAGAAAAUUGUGCUGGUGGGAAUACUGGUGUUUUUGUAAAUGGAAGGGAGCUUCAUAAGAAAGAUUUUGAUUUGCUGGCUAGUAGAGGACUGCCAACUGAUAGAGACAGAUCUUACAUCGUUGAGAUCUCUGGAAGAGUCCUGGAUGAGGACACUGGAGAAGAGCUAGACAGUCUUGGCAAACUUGCUCCAACAGUUGAGAAAGUAAAGCAUGGAUUUGGCAUGAAAGUUCCAAGAGCUGCUGUGCGAUGA